AGUAUAUAAAAAUGGCGUUGUAGGUGCCUCGCGCGUUCAAAACUCUACGUCGCUCGUCACGGAUCGAUCAGUAUGAGCGACGCCGACAGACUCGAUUCCGACAUAAUACGCUUGUCGAUAGAUGGGGAAUUGACAAGCAUUUUACGGAAUUAUCGUUGUUUUUUAAAGAAAAUCUUUGCUAUCGAAUCUCUAAAACGUGAUGACUCUGUCAUUCGUAAUGCUGUUCGACGAUACGAAACUAUUUGGUUGCGGUUGCUUAAAGAAGAAGGUGAUCGAUCGAAGGAGAUCAACCCGCCUCUGGACGUCGAAUGGAUAUGGACCGUUCACAUGACAUAUCCGAAGGAAUAUCGCAGUGAUUGCAAGAAUUUGAUUGGUUUCGUACCGGAUCAUACUAUCAGGGAUCCGAAUGACAACUCUUUGGCCAGGAAGAAGGGAGAAAAACUAUGGAAAGAAUUUACUGCAGGAGAUGAACCUUACGAAACGGACUUAAGUAGAGCCCCGCCCAUUAAUUCGACAAAUCAGACAGCCUUGUCUGUUGAUUUAUUAGAAUGUGCUAAAAGACAGGCCGAUUUUUACUAUGAUAUCUCUCUUCCGCAUUUUGGCGAUAAAAUUUUCCUGCAAAACGCUCAAGAACGAUACAAGCUAUUCUCAAAGCUAACUGCUAGAUUAGGCCGUUAUUUAUUCGCUCCAACGGAUAUUCGGUUCGUUUGCAAAUGCCACAUGCUACAUCCCCAUUCCUUCAACAAAGACACGGACGUUUGGGGUGCUCAGCAUAUCGAUUUGGAAAAGAUGGAACUGGCCGAUAAGCAGUUCAGUAUUAAUGCCUGGAAGGAGAUGAUUGGUUCCUCAUUAUUCGCUCCUGGUUCAUUGUCUAGAGGACCAAGCCCUGAAAAUAGAUUGGAUCAGGUUGACAUUAGUGAUAUUCACCAGUCUGCCGGAAGGAUUACUGUAAGGGUAACAAUUGUUGCAGCCAAGUUAACUAUUGGUCAUAAGGUUAACAAGGCAAAAAUAAAAAUUUUCGAAAUGGAAGAGAAAGAAGGUGAUGAGAAGGAUAUAAAACAUAAAAAAGAAAAAGGUAGAACCGUAUGGAAUUCUCAUCAAACAAAAAUUCGUGAUGACUCUAUGUUUGUUCUAAAUGGAGCUAACAAGUUUCAAUUGACCAUUAAUCCUCCACACGUUCUCAAGGUAAACGUGGAAGUUAAUCAAGGCGGCAUUAAGAGCGUAAAAAGUUUCUUUAAACCAAAAAUGUAUCAAUUCGAUGGCUUUCUAAUUGUAGACGCCGCCCGAGCUUUUAUAGAACAUAAUAAGGCGGAAUUAUCCGUCAAAUUGGAUUCAGGAAAUUCACCGAAUGUCUUUUUGGAAUUAGCAUUGCGAUUCUCAAGACCGUAUCUUUCAGAUUUAGUUUUUAACUUAGUUCAGGGUAACUUUACUACCAAGGAAAUGCCUCAGACUGAAGAAAGCCUGUGGGGUCCUGUACCUUUGGCAUCCCUUCCAGAAGAUGUUAAACAUAAUUGUGCUGUUGCAAAUCAUGUACUGUAUCCAGAUUCUGCUCCCGAUGAGAGACCGUUUCAUAUUACAGUCAUUCAUUCAUUACUCUUAAAAACUUCCGCUAUCCAAGUAUUCGCAAAACGUCGUUUAGUCUGCGUCGCUCAUACUGUUGGUAAUGACCAAUUGCCAACGUCUUCCUUGGUAUCAGAUACAAAAAAGAUACCUAGUUUAGACGUGGCUAAGGGAGAAAGAGCGAUACUGAUCAAAGACAAAAAUGGUGAUUGGGCAAUUAUUAAAGGCAUCUGGCAAGAUAAAAAUAAAAGAACACCAAGCCAUUUGAAAUUAAUAAUCUACUACGUUCGAAAUGAUCCUUCUGACGCAGACGAGUACACAGCUUUUGAUCGGAAGACGAAUGUUUUGCGCAUGAAAACUGUAAACGUGUCCUUGCAAACUGGUCGUAUUCGGGCCCAGCCAGAAGGAACGCCCGGACGAGACAAAACUAUUGACGUAGCGCCGUCUAUUGCCUUUGCUUUUACCGUUGCCGUAUUGUGCACGUUGUGCGAGCCCAGGCCGCAACAACUGAGGCAAAAGGACAUCUCUAAAACAGAUUCUACCGAUGGUAUAGGAAGGGGUAAUACGUUUGCGGACGAUCUAGUUAGGGGGCUUAGAGAUGAGCAUAAGCCUACGUUUGUGGACUCUGGAGGCUUCUUGGAGACUGUCGCUUCUAAUGCCAUGCUUUUCUUGGCAGCAAAGGGUUUAAUGAAUGUUUUAGGUGGCGGUCCGCGACGAAAUAGGCGACGAUCUUCCAGUUUAUCUCUAACUAGACGAGAAGAGGAAGAAAGAGAUGCUGCUGAAAUUGAGGAAAGAAUGCUCUAUGGGACUGGCUACGAGGAAGAUGAACCAAAUUUUGAUAAUCUUACCAAUUACUAUUCUGGUAUGAACGAGGACGUUGCCACUGACGUCUUUUGCCCGUGGGGUGAGACUGGCGAUGAUUUCGUACAAGCUAUUGAGGCUGGUCAAGAUUUGGAUGACGCUCUAAACAAUCUUGAUAUUAAUGGAUAUCACGACGAACCGGAUAUGGAUCCACUAACGGAUGCAUACUAUGGAGGAAACGAAGAAUACGUUGAAGAAGAACUUGGUAGGAAUUACGAAGAGAACGAGGAAAAUCAUGAUGGUCAUGAUCAUAAUGACUACACGACGGAAGAGGCUAAUUGGAGCCAUGAUGAUACUGGUGAUACUGCAGACAUUGUCGAAAUUGAUCGAGGAUCAGUUGGUGGAGGAUCUGUUGGUGGUCAUUCUGUAGGAAUGGAUGAUUAAAAUCCAUCCAACGGAUAUUUCCGCUUUUACAGGGAUUUACACGCUUGUUUACUUACCGAUUUUACACUUCUAUGUUAUUCUAUACAUAUAAAGUACAUUUGUAUGUAUUUCUAUAUUAUACACUUUACAUGUACAAUUAUAUAUAUUUUUGAUGAAAAAAAGCCUCUUCUUGUCGAGACUUUUUCUUUUUCCCUUUUUUUUUGACUUUUUAUUACAUUUGUCAAAAAAACACUAUAUUUCUAAAAAUAACGAUGCUCAGCUAAAGAAAAUAUUCAAUACCUUUAGAUUGCAUUCUUUACUUAUUCUAUUGUUAAUCGUAUAUACAGUAUGUAUAUAUUUUUUUCUCUUAUUUCAUCCUUUCCCGUUUUUCCUCUUGUGAUUAAUGUACUAUGUAAUAUACCCUUCACCCUUUUAAAUUUGAUGUUUUAAUAUACUAUAUAUUAUAUAUAUAUAGUAUUUAUUUAUAUUUCUCAGUGGUUUUCACGUCUAAAAGCUUCCAUCUUGCAAUAGUUCGUUUUUUUUUCUUUUUUUAUACUCUGACAGUGAGAAAGAGAGGUCGAUCAGUUUGUUUUUGUCAUAUAAUUACACGUUACUAAAAUAUUAUUUUUUUUAUUAAAUAUAACAAAAAGACUAAUUAAAAAGGUUAAAAAA
This is a messenger RNA of Dimorphilus gyrociliatus, 3456 nucleotides long. NCBI's taxonomy places the organism in Eukaryota, Metazoa, Annelida, Polychaeta, Dinophilidae. The record is from the annotation of a GenBank genome assembly.